AUGGUAGGCUUGGGAAGGACACAAACCGCCUUGCCCAUUCAGAUUGCCUCGGCCUUCAAGUUACCUAACAAGUUUGCCUUCUGUCUUCCAUCUUCAACUGGGUUGUAUGCCAACAUUUACAUCGGGGGUGCGCCCUACUACUUGAAUCCUUCUACCCUAAACUUCACUAAGUCGCUUACCACCACUCCACUUAUCGUUAAUGCUGCUCAACCUGAUGAAUAUUUCAUUAGCGUGAAAUCUAUCAUAGUCGAUGGUACUAAACUCAUCUCUUUCAACACGUCCUUGCUAUCCAUCGAUAGAAACGGAGUUGGUGGAACCAAAUUAAGCACCAUAACCCCAUAUACCAUCUUUCAAACUUGUAUCUACAAAUGUCUUGUUAGUGAGUUUGUGAAAAAGGCCUUAUUUAGAAAGAUCAAAAUGGUGACAUCCGUGGCACCAUUCGGAGCAUGCUUUAGCUCAAAGACUAUGGCUAGCACCAUAACCGGACCAGCUGUGGCAAGUAUUGAUCUUGUUGUGCGAAAGGGCGUUUAUUGGAGGAUUUAUGGUGCCAACUCAAUGGUGAGGGUUAACAAAGAUGUUUCUUGCCUGGGAUUUGUGGAUGGAGGGCCGCAUCCAAUAACCUCAGUCGUGUUAGGCGGGUACCAGAUGAAGGAUCAUUUUCUUGAGUUUGACCUAACUUCAUCCAAACUAGCUUUCAGCUCUUCCCUCCUCCUCUACAAUUCCAAUUGUUCCUUGUCCAGAACUUUUUAG
Camellia sinensis is the source of this 750-nucleotide messenger RNA. The record is from RefSeq and is a predicted model, not a curated record. Lineage: Eukaryota; Viridiplantae; Streptophyta; Magnoliopsida; Ericales; Theaceae.